This is a messenger RNA of Rhopalosiphum maidis (corn leaf aphid), 1251 nucleotides long. RefSeq lists its product as uncharacterized. The record is from RefSeq and is a predicted model, not a curated record. The transcript has 2 exons. Lineage: Eukaryota; Metazoa; Arthropoda; Insecta; Hemiptera; Aphididae. The coding region runs from base 362 to 1066 and encodes 234 amino acids. Gene Ontology annotation, cellular component: nuclear body; BRISC complex; BRCA1-A complex. Gene Ontology annotation, biological process: protein K63-linked deubiquitination; double-strand break repair; mitotic G2 DNA damage checkpoint signaling.
GUAUUUUACAUUCGUUCCUAAUCCAUUGACAUUCGACACUGGAUAAUAUUAAAUACAAAUAAACUAAAAAUUUAACAAUAUUAUUGAUUAUUGCCUUAGCUUUUUCUACUGUUUUUCGCCUACAAUAUUUGCUAAUUGUAUAUUUUUUUAUUGUGAACGACAUUUGUUACCGACUAUUUUUAGUCAUCGACUCAAAUGAUAAUUUUAAUUGAACUAUUGAAAAUUAUAUAGGAUUUUAUCAGUGUUAUUCAACGAGGACUCUUUGACACAUAAACAUUCAAAAAUUAAUUAAAAUUGGACUUAAAGAUAAGUGAAAAGUUUCCGUUAGUAAACUCAAAUAUAUCGUUUGUUUGUUUUUACGAUGUCGUAUGCCAGUGCUCUAUCAAAAAAUAUAACCAAAACACCCAUAGAGUUUAAAAAGCUACCAGACGAGAAAAUAUUGUUUGUUUUAGAUACUUAUGCAUUGUCUAAAAUGGACAUUGAUUUCAGUCCUACUAAUAUAGAUCCAAUGUCUAGUGUGGCAAUAAUUCGAAGGGCUUACAGAUUUUUUGCAUUACAAAAGAAUCGAUUCCAAAAUAAUUCUUUUGGUAUUUGUUUAUUAACCCCACACUCAUUUAAUCUAGUUAUGGAUUUUACAACAAAUAUUAAUGUUGUAAUCGAAAAAUUGUCAUCUAUAUUAAUUCAAAAUGAUAAACAUGAAGAAGCUGCUGCAUAUGAUUUCGGCCCUUUAUUAAAAUAUAUUGGAAAAUUAAGGAAUCUUCACAAGGAUUGUAUUUUUAGAGUUAUCAUGACCUAUAACAGAGAUGACUGUUUACCGAUUAUUGAACCACUAGACAGAAAAACUUUUAAUAUUUUCUGUUCACCGACAUUUUAUUUUGAUACCGUUUAUAUAUGUGAAAAUAACAUUGAAACAGAUGAGAUGGCUCAAACUAUUUAUGGUAAGUUAGCUCUAUUAUGUAGUACUUGGUCUCACAAAGUAUGUGUUCAACGUAAGCCAAUAGCUAUUAUAAAUGGAAUUACAUCACUGCUACCUCAUCCCUAUACAAGAAAACUUACCACAAAAUAAAAACUAUUUUAUUGUUAAAUAUAUUUACAGUUUAAACAUGUAUAUUAUAAGUAAACAAGCCUGAUUAUUGAGUAUAAUAUGUAUUUUUUAAUUUCUUAUAUAUUUUUUUAUCUUUGUGUACUUAUUGUUACCAAAUAAAAUUGUUGUAAAGAUGAAAACUCAAAUUGACGUUUAAUACUAAAUAA